AUAUACAUUGCGGGGGGAGGGAAAUGUGGAGGGAGAUCUGCAUACAAAACGAAAGACCUCAAUGGUCCAAUGAACAAGCCGAAGUAAAGCCGACCGAAUGCGGGGAAACGGCAUCCCACAAUCGCCAAAUAUCCGACAAUCACUGCUAGACUAUAACAGUCUUUUUAAACUAUAUUCAACGAUGUCCUACCAUCUUUCAAUCGUGGUCAGUGGCGAAGGUAAAGACCCCAAAUAUCGAUCUCAUUGGGCUUUCGCAAUCCACCAACCGGUCAAAGUUGUCGGUGACCUUUUACAUGUCCGGCCCAUCGAUAUAGGGCGGCUGUGGUACGAAUUUGAACAUCGCUCGGACUCAGACCUCAUUCUGGUGGAUGCCAUCGGGUUGGCAAAAAUUGCAGACUGGGAUAGCCCACAGCGUCUACAGGCAAUCAGUGUGAUAAGGGAUGAGAAGGCCCCAAAGGAUGGGGUGAGACGAUGUCAAGAUUGGGUCUUUAGCGCUUUGAUCGCGCUGGAGGUGGAGGAACUUGUUCCCGCUGGGACAUCGGAAAUUUGGAAAGACUUGAUGGGGAAGACCGCGACGGAGGUAGAGAGGGCUGUUGGCACGAAUUGGACGAGUUUCCGUGGCUUCCAGAGUUCACUGAGGUAGCGUAGUGAAAAGACGUCGAGGACUGACGAGUGAAGGCGGUGCAACCAAAUCAUUGAACC
Messenger RNA from Aspergillus alliaceus, 702 nucleotides. RefSeq lists its product as uncharacterized. The transcript is spliced from 2 exons. Lineage: Eukaryota; Fungi; Ascomycota; Eurotiomycetes; Eurotiales; Aspergillaceae. The coding region runs from base 98 to 643 and encodes 181 amino acids. The record is from RefSeq and is a predicted model, not a curated record.